AUGACAUGUCCAAAAUGUGGUUCAAAAGCAUGCUUUACUCAUGAUGUACCAUGGCAUGAAGGUUUGACCUGUUCUGAAUAUGAUCAAAGGAAAAACAAUGAACAAGAAGUUGCCACACAUAACUAUUUGUUAAAAGAAACAAAACCCUGUCCGAAUUGUGGUGUUCAUAUCGUAAAGAAUGGUGGAUGUGAUCAUAUGACUUGUAAAAUGCCAGAAUGUAAAUAUGAAUUUUGUUGGAUAUGUUUAGCUGAUUAUAAUAGAAUUCAAAUUAGAGUACAAAAUCCACUAACCCAUGGUUAUGGUCGUAAAAUGUUUACGGAUUACGAGAUUAUUUGUUGGACGAAUAUUCCAACUUUUCGACUAAGACGAUCAUCCGUUAGAAGAAGAUACAGUGAUUUUGAAUGGUUUUAUAAAGCCCUUAAAAAGAGAUCAUCCGGUGUGAAUAUUCCUCCUUUAUCUGGAAAGGUAUUCUUCAAUCGUUUUUCAGAAAGAGUCAUUGAAGUUCGUAGAGAGGGAUUUGAAAGAUUUUUACAGGCUGUUGCCGAACAUCCUCUUUUACAAACUGAAAGUCAAAUCAUAUCAGCUUUUAUUCAAGAUUCUAAUUUCAAUCGUAACUAUAAUUACGGUCAAAAUUAA
Dentiscutata erythropus is the source of this 636-nucleotide messenger RNA. Lineage: Eukaryota; Fungi; Glomeromycota; Glomeromycetes; Diversisporales; Gigasporaceae. The record is from the annotation of a GenBank genome assembly.